UAUAUCUGUGCCUUUCUUCAAUGAGACCAAAUCAUGUAUUGCCCAGCGUCUGUGUGUAACGCCUCGCGAACCGCUGUCAGUUUCUAAGCAACACACUCACAUAGGCCUACUCCACACAAUGGGUAAUUUCCUAUUCAGAAAAAGUCUGAGCGAGCAAAGCAAGUCAGUGGAGCUUACAAGUGAACAACAUGAUCUUAUCCGACAGAGGAACGCGGGACACUGAGAUGAACGAUAAACAACCAGCUUUUCCACUUCGGUUUCUAUAAUUAUCGAAGACAUAGGCACAGACAGGACAAUUUGCGAACAGUUUUAAUCCAGAAAACCCUGAGGAAUAUAUUCUUGUGACACUUUUUGAUUGCUUGUGAUUGUCGCCUAAAAUGCGCGGGCUUGUGAUGCAUCUUCUUGGAUAUCCAGGAUCAUAUUCCGUUGAAUAAAACUUGUGACCCGACAAUAAAUAUUCCAAAUCUGCACGAGUAUUUAUAGCAACUUUUUGAAUCAAUGUUUUUCUCACCAUCAUCUACCACGCACCUUCACACAAAACCGCACUCUACAUAAAUAGAUGAAGAUAGAAGAUGCGACGACAAUGGUAAGCAGAUAGUAUUUGACCCUACCUACAAACAUCGGAACAGUGACCAUUUUUAAAGGUGACUUCCUCCAAGAAUCGCGGUGCGGUCACCUAUGUUUUCGGAGCGGAGUGACUUCUACAGCAGUAUUAUAAAUGUCUGAAUAUCUGACCAGCCCUGUCUGUGGUGCGGUGUUUACGUUAAAGUUGUAGGAUGAUGAGCAGUGAUUUGGAGCACGUUUCACUCAAUUCAACGACGGCCAGCAACUCCGGGACUGGGUCGGGCGGCCGAGGGCUGUCAGCCAACGUUCGGAAGCUGCACAACGCGCUCAACUUGCUGCUCACUGACUUCGAGAGAGAACAGUUCAUCCACUGUCUCAAUGUUUACCACGCUAAACGCAACGUCUUCGACUUGGUUCAAACUCUCAAAAUAAUCCUCAACACGCCGAACAAACGACAACUCCUCCCCAUGUUGCGUUUGGUCAUUCCCCGCUCAGAUCAGCUGUUGUUCGACCAGUAUACUUCCGAGGGCCUGUACCUUAAAACGGAUCAUCUACCACUAAACAGUGUCAACAACCCUGAAAGCUUUGGAGGAGAAGUAGGCAAUACUGCAAACAACUAUGUCCCAAUUCCCACUACACACUUUAUAAACCCGCAUGAGCCUCAGCUGCCUCAUGACUUUUCUUGUUUCACAUCACCAGAAGCUUGCCCCUGCCCGGAUAGUUUCAGCACCACCGCUGAUGGGACAGCACCCCAGGCUUUCAUGCAGGGGGAGGCUGUUGGAGAGAUCCGCCAAGUGACACUGAGACGCAGCAAGAGCAAUGAGGGCUUAGGGUUCAGUAUCCGGGGAGGUUCUGAGCACGGUGUGGGAAUCUAUGUGUCGCUAGUAGAACCCGGAUCUUUUGCCGAGAAUGAAGGACUGAGGGUCGGGGAUCAGAUAGUGACUGUUAACGGCAUGCUGUUUGACAGAGUCUCACACUUGGAGGCAGUCAAGGUCCUGAAAGGCUGUAAGAAGCUGGCCAUGUCAGUGUGUUCAGUGGGUCGGAUCCCCGGGGGGUAUGUCACCAACAACAUUUAUGCCUGGGUGGAUCCUCAUGGCCGCAGUGUGUCCCCUCCCUCCGACCUGGAGCAGCAAAGCACCCUGGGACCACAACAAAGCCAGAGACGUACAGGACAUACACAGGAGAAGACAGUAAACCUGAACCUGGACGACGGUCUCUCUCUGGGCCUGAUGAUCAGGGGAGGGGCGGAGUAUGGCCUGGGGAUCUACAUCACUGGGGUAGACCCCGGUUCAGCUGCAGACCACGGGGCACUCAAGGUGGGCGACCAGUUGCUGGAGGUGAAUGGGCGGAGCUUCGUGGCCAUCCCCCAUGACGAGGCGGUGAGGAUCCUGAAGACGAGUCGUCACCUGCUGGUGAAGGUGAGGGACGUUGGCCGCGUGCCCCAUGCCCGCACCGUGGUGGACCAGACCAAAUGGAUCAGCAGCCCCACCCCCCCUAGCCCACCGCCCAUAACAGAGAGCACCGCCAGCCCAGCCGCUUCACGUAAACUGAAGUCUUUUUUCAUGUGGGUGCAUUCAUUCUCUCCCCCCACCCACUCUCUCGUUCCCUUCCUCCUUCUAUCCCUCCAUCCCUCCAAUCAGUCUGUGUGUCAAGGUGUGGGGCCCCCGGGUUUCCAAGUGUCUCUGGAGGAGCAGGCCUUCCUGCUGCUGACAGACCCAGAGAGACAGACCAUGGGCUACUACCUGCGGGAGUACAAGGAGGGACACAUCGGCUUGGAGCCCCUGACCAUGGCCCUGUUUGAGCUCUUCAACACCCAUGCCAAGUUGUCCCUGCUAUCUGAGGUGCGUAGUCAGGUGGCUCCCCAGGAACUGGAGCUGUAUGAUGGCCUGGUGCGGCACCGCGAGAGGGAGGCUCUGAAGGCCUGGCAUGGAGGAAUAGGAUCCCUACACCCUGCGCACCUAUACAGCCGCUGUCUACACACUGAGCCCUCAGCCAGCCACAGCCACUCCAACCCGGCCACUCUCUGCUCUGCCAAGCAGGAGUGCUCACAUGGUGACAUUGUACAGCAAGAUCCAGGGGCAACCACUAAUGUCCUACCUGAUGUUACAUUGAAUGAAGUGCAGUCUACAGCUGAGUCUCCUCCGUUUUUCAAGCCUCCUUCUCCCUCCGGACCCGGACAGACCCAGCCCAGACAUACGAGGGACAGGGAGAGGGAGCAGUCCAAGCGCCUCUUAUCCAGACACUCCCAAUCUGGCCUGGUCUUUACUGCCCCCACCAGGCUGCACCAGGAAUGUCACCACAAACACCUUAAAGCCUUCCAAAGCUUCUCCAACCACCAAACUUCCACCUCCCCUAGCUCUGACCUCCAUCACACCUGUCCCAACCCUGGACAUCAUAACAGCUCCAACCCUGGACAUCAUAACAGCUCCAACCCUGGCCAUCAUAACAGCUCCAAUCCUGGCCAUCAUAACAGCUCCAACCCUGACCAUCAUAACAGCUCCAACCCUGGCCAUCAUAACAGCUCCAAUCCUGGCCAUCAUAACAGCUCCAACCCUGACCAUCAUAACAGCUCCAACCCUGGCCAUCAUAACAGCUCCAACCCUGGCCAUCAUAACAGCUCCAACCCUGGCCAUCAUAACAGCUCCAACCCUGGCCAUCAUAACAGCUCCAACCCUGGCCAUCAUACCACCCCCAACCCUGGCCAUCUUACCACCCCCAACCCUGGCACUGGCCAUAGUGUCUAUCCAAGCUCUGGCAAUGACACAUCCAUGAACUCUCUUCACCACACCUGCCAAAACUCCCUCCACAUCUCCACAACUACCUCCUCUGACCACCACACCCACCAAACACACCACGGCUGCUCCAGCUCCGGCCACCAUUCCUGCCCUGGCUCCCUUCAUCCCAAGCCCUCUGGUCCUCAGAACAAGGAGAAAUUCAUCAAGCUUCCCAUCUUCAGAUCCUGCUCCCAUGAGAAGCCUGCUACCUCCCCUGGUCCCUCCCCUGGUCCCUCCCCAUGUCUCUCUCCCUGUCUCUCUCCCUGUCCCUCCCCAUGUCUGUCCCCCUUUCCCUCCCCCUGUCCUUCACCCUGUCCCUCUCUCUCGGUUCUGGGACCUCCCCCAUGUAGUCCAGACAGGCCCUGCUCCCCCUGCUCUCCCUCCCUCAGCCAGGGAGGUUUGUGUGUCAUGGCCGAUGCACACAGACUGACUGCUGAGGUCAGGCCCGAGCCCCAGCAGAGAGGCACCACAUUGUCUCAGCUGUCAGACAGUGGUCAGACUCUGAGUGAGGACAGUGGGGUGGACAUUGCGGAGGCACGAGGGAUCAGUAAAGACAGCAGUCCUUGGCCAACUAAGAACCAGGCCAGCCAAGCCACACAAGGGCCCCAGGGGGCCCAGGGGUCUGCAGUACUGGCAUCCAAACAGCAGCCUGGCUCUCCAGUGCCCAUACUUACUCUGGUACGUGUGGUAAAGAAUGCCAACACUCUGGGCAUCGCUAUAGAGGGAGGGGCAAACACACGGCAGCCACUGCCACGCAUCGUCACCGUACAGAAGGGUGGCUCGGCACACAGUUGUGGGCAGCUGAAGGUGGGACAGGUGAUUCUGGAGGUGAACGGGGUCUCCCUGAGGGGUAGAGAGCACCGGGACGCUGCUCGCAUCAUCGCUGAGGCCUUCAAGACUAAAGAGAAGGACCACAUUGACUUCCUGGUUACCGAGUUUAACACAGCCGUACUGCAAGGCCUUUAGCGGGGUCGUAUUCUUUAGGCACCGCACAGAAGAAAAGAGACUGAAACAAGAAGGGACCACCUGAACUGAUGCUUGUUCCAGUUUUCCUGCAGGGGCUUCAGCAGGACUUUGCACUUUAGAGAGCUGGAACAGAUGGAGGAAGGAGGAGAAUGAGAGAACGGAAGGAGGGAGAAGUUUGAUGGAGUGUUGCACCUGGGGACAAAAUAAAGACAAUCCGUUAUUCUCCUGUAAGCCCCUUCUCACAUUGUUGUCCCUAUAUACCAACUUACCAGGCUGGCCAUGCAGUGUUAAAAUGCUAAAAUGCACGACAUCCUGCCUUAAGAAGAACCCACCGAUAGAACAUACAGUUGAAGUCGGAAGUUUACAUACUUAGGUUGGUGUCAUUAAAACUCAUUUUUCAACCACUCCACAAAUGUAUUGUUAACAAACUAUAGUUUUGGCAAGUCGGUUAGGACAUC
Salmo salar (Atlantic salmon) is the source of this 4762-nucleotide messenger RNA. NCBI's taxonomy places the organism in Eukaryota, Metazoa, Chordata, Actinopteri, Salmoniformes, Salmonidae. The record is from RefSeq and is a predicted model, not a curated record.